UGGAUAUAACCGAAGAAUGAUUUUGAAAAUACUAGGAGCUUGGUGAGAUGUAUAGUAUUCACGCAUGAUACGCGGAGGUUUAUAUUUACAAUUUUUCACGUUAACAAAAGGUUUUAGUGCUCUUCCAAGAAAAUUAUUAAAAAUGGGACCUCUCGAAGGUGCUAAAAAGAUUGCGGCUUACAGAGCAGUCGAUGAAUAUGUCAAGAAUAAUAGCGUUAUUGGAAUUGGUAGCGGAUCUACUAUAAUAUACGCUAUCGACAGGCUAGUGGAACGCAUAAAAGAAGAAAAUCUUAAUAUUGUUUGUAUUCCAACCUCGUUUCAAGCACGACAGCUGAUAUUAAACAAUCAGCUUACAUUGGGUGAUUUAGAAACUUAUCCUAAAUUGGAUUGUGCUAUUGAUGGAGCAGAUGAAGUUGAUUCAGAAAUGAAUCUUAUCAAAGGUGGAGGAGGAUGUUUGCUCCAAGAGAAAAUUGUGGCAUCCUGUGCUAAUCAGUUUGUUAUUAUAGCUGAUUAUACAAAAAAUUCUCAAAAACUUGGAGAGCAAUAUAAGAAAGGCAUUCCUAUUGAAGUAAUUCCUAUGGCAUAUGUUGCCAUUCAAAGAAGAAUUGAAGACAAUUAUGGGGGAGAUGUAAAAAUUAGGAUGGCUUUAGCUAAGGCUGGUCCAGUUGUAACAGAUAAUGGUAAUUUUAUUCUUGACUGGAAUUUUCCACAAGAUCUGAAUAACUGGAAUACAAUUAAUACAGAAAUUAAAAUGAUGCCUGGAGUUGUUGAAACUGGACUUUUCAUAAAAAUGGCAAACAAAGCGUUCUUUGGUAUGCCUGAUGGCAGUGUAAAAGAACAAUCCUAAAGUGUUCCAAAUUGUUAGGAAUGUGUUUUAUGAUAUAGACAUUAUUGACUCAAAUCUAGUUUAUACAAACAGGACCAGAGGAUUUAAAUAAUCCUAAGUUACUUAGGAUUUUAUGUUGAAAGUGAUAAUAAUGCAUUUUCAUGUUCAUUUUUCAUCCAUUAUUCAUUGAGUGUUCAUAUAUAUUUAGAUGUAUGAAAUUUUGUAUCUAUCCGUUUUUACAAGUGGAUCUUAAAGGAGAUUGCGUUCCGUAGACUGAAACGUUUACUGUACUUGUUUCUAGAUAUUUAUAUCUUAAUUUGUGAAAAAACAAAAUACUUGAUGCACCUAUCUCAGUAUCAGGUUAUUGGUUUUUGUAAUGAAUCUGUUGUUUUAAGUGACUUAUAGAAAGUGCUCAAAUGAUUAUGUACACUAUACAUUAUUUGUAUAAAGAUAUAUGAAUUGUAAAACAACAAUGAACAUUAAAAUCGAAAUUUUUAUAAAAA
Messenger RNA from Osmia bicornis bicornis, 1329 nucleotides. It is a transcript of the gene Rpi, whose product is annotated as ribose-5-phosphate isomerase. Gene Ontology annotation, biological process: pentose-phosphate shunt, non-oxidative branch; D-ribose metabolic process. NCBI's taxonomy places the organism in Eukaryota, Metazoa, Arthropoda, Insecta, Hymenoptera, Megachilidae. The transcript has 6 exons. The coding region runs from base 65 to 847 and encodes 260 amino acids. Gene Ontology annotation, cellular component: intracellular membrane-bounded organelle. The record is from RefSeq and is a predicted model, not a curated record. Gene Ontology annotation, molecular function: ribose-5-phosphate isomerase activity.